UAUGCAAACAUAUCCCCACUUUUGUUCUCAUUCUCAUUCCUCCAAUUCUUAUUACUCUUUCCCACCUUUUUCUCCCAAACUCUCUGAAUUUUAUACCUUUUCUUAUUUAGGAGAGAGAAAAUACAAACAAAACAAUUAAUACUAAAAAUUUAGUAGUAGUAGUAGUAAUGGAAGAGACAAAGCCGUCAAAAUUCAAGAGAAUUUGUGUGUUCUGUGGAAGCAGUUCUGGCAAGAAAUUGAGCUACCAAGAAUCUGCUGUUGAGUUGGGCAAAGAAUUGGUGGAGAGAAGGAUUGAUUUGGUGUAUGGAGGUGGCAGCGUGGGUCUGAUGGGUCUUGUUUCUCAGGCAGUUCAUGAUGGUGGGCGCCAUGUUCUAGGGGUCAUUCCAAAGAGCCUUGUUUCCAAAGAGAUAACUGGUGAAACAGUAGGGGAAAUAAAAACUGUAUCAAACAUGCAUCAGAGGAAGGCUGAGAUGGCCAAACAAGCUGACGCGUUUAUUGCUUUACCUGGUGGAUAUGGUACUCUUGAAGAACUUCUAGAAGUCAUCACUUAUGCUCAACUAGGAAUACACCGAAAACCUGUGGGGCUUUUGAAUGUUGAUGGGUACUACAAUUGCUUAUUGUCUUUUAUCGAUAAGGCCGUUGAUGAAGGCUUUAUCUCUCCGACUGCUCGUGGGAUCAUAGUGUCAGCUCCAACAGCUAAAGAAUUGUUUAUAAAGCUUGAGGAAUAUGUCCCCGAGAUCGAUGAAUUGUCGUCUAAGUUGAUCUGGGAGGAAGUGGAGAGACCUAAUUUUGUCUCGGAAUCGGGCGUCACGACAUAAACCGUGCUCAUGUGUGCUGCUGGUGGUGGUGAAAAAAUGAUAUGCAGGUUUUUGGAGUUUACAUUUAGCAAAUUAGCAUGCACAAAAGUACAGUGAUAUGUGAUGCUGAUAAUAUGGGAUAAUGUUUAGUAUAGGAAGGGAAGUGAAAUGUGGCCUUAUGUUUUUUUUGGGUACGUAGAACAAAAGAAUUGACCACCCCAUUUUGGUUUUGUAUACAUGACUGGAAAAUGAAUGGUUUUAACAGAAGAAAAUUUUAGCCCAGUAUUUUGUUUUUAGUUGUUAGUUGUUAUCUUAGUAGAUGGGUGAUCUAAUUUGGCUGUACAGAUUUAAGUUUGUAUUAUCCAAACUUUUUGCCACUCUUUAAUUCUAUAAGUGAUGUUGUAGAUUGGUGAAAAUGUAAAUUGAGCAGUCAAUUAAGUUCAUAUAAUUUUUUU
This is a messenger RNA of Beta vulgaris subsp. vulgaris (sugar beet), 1252 nucleotides long. Its product is annotated as cytokinin riboside 5'-monophosphate phosphoribohydrolase LOG7. Lineage: Eukaryota; Viridiplantae; Streptophyta; Magnoliopsida; Caryophyllales; Amaranthaceae. The transcript has 7 exons. The record is from RefSeq and is a predicted model, not a curated record. The coding region runs from base 168 to 818 and encodes 216 amino acids. Gene Ontology annotation, cellular component: cytosol; nucleus. Gene Ontology annotation, biological process: cytokinin biosynthetic process. Gene Ontology annotation, molecular function: hydrolase activity, hydrolyzing N-glycosyl compounds.